Messenger RNA from Coffea eugenioides, 1246 nucleotides. Its product is annotated as PHD finger protein ING2-like. The transcript has 7 exons. Gene Ontology annotation, cellular component: nucleus. The coding region runs from base 151 to 930 and encodes 259 amino acids. NCBI's taxonomy places the organism in Eukaryota, Viridiplantae, Streptophyta, Magnoliopsida, Gentianales, Rubiaceae. The record is from RefSeq and is a predicted model, not a curated record.
UCAACCCCCCAUUAGCCUUCCGCGGGGCCGCCAUUGCCAUCCUUAACUGCAACGUCGUCUCGCUCAUCUUAACCUCUUUAAUGCUGCUAAUACGAUCCUUUCGAUUUUAAACCAAAUUAAAUCGGAGUGGUUACCAAUUUGCUCACUCUAAUGGCGAUUGCAAGAACAGGAGUCUUCGUCGAUGAUUAUUUAGAGUAUGCAAACACUUUGCCUGCUGAACUUCAGAGGCUACUCAAUACCAUUAGAGAACUCGACGAGCGUUCCCAAGCGAUGAUAAAUCAGGCAAGUCAGCAAACGAAGUUGUGUCUAGGAAUGGCAUCGCAUAGGAAUCAUGAUAGUUACCGUGAUCAAGAUAAUGAUGAGGCAUUCGAGAAAAUGAAAAAGGAGAUUGAGGCCACUCAAGAAAACACCUUAAGCCUGUGUACUGAGAAGGUUUUAUUGGCCAGACAAGCGCAUGAUCUUAUAGACAGCCACAUAAAACGUCUUGAUGAGGAUCUGAACAACUUUGCUGAAGAUCUUAAGCAAGAGGGAAAAUUAGCAGCAGAUGAGCCAGCUAUUCUUCCAACGUUACCGUUGGUCCCUAAAAACGAAAAGCGUAAACCAAUUUAUGGAACACCUCAGUCUAAGAAGCUUGAUUACAGGGACAGAGAUUGGGACCGGGAGCGUGAUAGAGACUUUGAACUGAUGCCUCCUCCUGGGAGUGGUAAUAAAAAGGAUUUUACUGCACCUGUUGAUGUUGAUCAGCCAAUUGAUCCUAAUGAGCCUACCUACUGUGUCUGCAAUCAGGUGUCAUUCGGGGAUAUGAUUGCUUGCGACAAUGAAAAUUGCCAAGGCGGUGAAUGGUUCCAUUACUCUUGUGUUGGUUUGACACCAGAGACAAGAUUCAGAGGAAAGUGGUAUUGUCCCACCUGCAGACAAUUGCCACACUAAUUUCAUGUAAUGAAUUUGAUCUCUAGCAGCAAGGCAGCAUGUUCAUUAUAUCUAUGACUAAUUUUGAUGGAGUACCGCCGUAACUUUUAGAAAUGCUGAAAUUCUGUGCGUGUGUGCGCUUUUUUUUUUAUUAGAUGUGUGCGUGCAGUCUUGUGUGUUCACAUGCGUGAUGUGUCUUUAGACUUAUCCAGAAUGUCCGUCAUACAGGUAGCCCUAUUGUAACGUUAUCAAUCGUUUCAAGUUGGAUAGUUUCAAGAUGGCAGGCCUAUUUGCCCAUGAUUCUCAGCGUUUAGUUGGAUAAACCAUUGAACUUUUA